GUCAGGUUGGAGAAGGGAAAGCUUGUAAGGUGACCGCCCCAGGAGAGGCUCAGCUGACGAUGGUAGGGGCCACCAUGCCACGCAAGGCCACCAAUAUCCUGGCUGAAAUCAUUCCUCCUGAGAAUCUAGAAGUGAUUUCUACCCCUCAUGUUCAUCGUAUCAUGCCUCAUGUACAUCAGAAGUUCCUCAGGCUGCACUCAGAAGACAAAGCACUCAAGAUUCUUGAGCUGGUGAAGAGAGAGCAGAAGAGACGUGUACCCAUGAUGGUAUUCUGUAACAUGGCAUCCACUUGUGAUUGGUUAGCUCACAUCCUCACAGAGAAUGGCAUACCAGCCCUCAGACUACACUCUAAAAUGGGUGGCAAGUCUCGUAGUGGAGUAAUGGAAGCAUUCAAAUCAGGUGACGCCCACAUCUUGGUCUGUUCAGAUAUAGCUUCAAGAGGAGUGGAUACAGUUCAGGUCCAGCAUGUGGUGAACUUGGACUUCCCUCCCUUCACGUCUGACUACAUCCAUCGGGCAGGGAGGGUGGGGCGCGUCGGGAGCCAGGGGAGCGGCCAUGUCACCAACUUUGUGGUUCACAAGUGGGAUGUGGAGCUGGUCAAUAAGAUUGAGGACACCUCGGUCAUUAUUCCUAGCCUUCUGGCCGGCCUUAGUUUGAAAGUUGACGGUUACAUUGCUAUACAAGGAGGGGUUCAACAGGUUGAAGUCUACAUGCCCUUGCAAUAUCCCACUUAUGAGCUCAAUAUUUGGGACAGUGACGGUCUUGUACUAAGUGACAAUGUCGGACUCCCCAAACUAACUUUUCAAGUCAACGUUACCGAUGGUGUUGAGAUGUGCCAACAAGAUGAGGACGGUGAAGACCGUGAGAUGCCAGUUACUCUGCAACCUUUCAAGGGUACUCCUCUCAUCAUCUCUGAUCUUCAAAAGAAGAAUGAUAUCAUGUUGGGGAAGAAAAUUCAGGAAAGGCAUUGCCAGGUUGUGAGACUCGCUGGAGGCGCUCCGGGUAUCAGGUUUGUCAAGGGCAAAAAGGUUAAAAAUGGCGAUCUCGAUAAAAAUAUAUCACUGCACAAUGUAUCAAACAAUAUAGUAAAAAAGGUUUCUGUGAAAGACGGAUGCUUAUACCGAAAUAGCAAGAACAUCAAACAAAGUUUACAAAGCAAUCGGCAGAGGAGGGGCACCCUUCAGGCCCUCUGUGUUUCGCCAGGCCACAACCGCUGGGAGAGGAGGGAAGUGAGGCUUAUUUCUAAGCCGUCAUUCAUCGCUAAGAAUCAGACUCCUUUGUCCGGUCCGUUAGAGAUCUUCCUUGUCCUUUGA
Strongylocentrotus purpuratus (purple sea urchin) is the source of this 1313-nucleotide messenger RNA. RefSeq names its product ATP-dependent RNA helicase abstrakt. The transcript is spliced from 9 exons. NCBI's taxonomy places the organism in Eukaryota, Metazoa, Echinodermata, Echinoidea, Camarodonta, Strongylocentrotidae. Bases 60 to 1313 code for a protein of 417 amino acids. The record is from RefSeq and is a predicted model, not a curated record.